Messenger RNA from Haliotis rufescens (red abalone), 1721 nucleotides. RefSeq names its product multiple epidermal growth factor-like domains protein 10. The transcript has 5 exons. The coding region runs from base 119 to 811 and encodes 230 amino acids. Lineage: Eukaryota; Metazoa; Mollusca; Gastropoda; Lepetellida; Haliotidae. The record is from RefSeq and is a predicted model, not a curated record.
CAGAAAUCCAGUUAUGUUCGUCAUUAAUAUUUCGAGUGUUUAGUUUCAUAAAGGUUAUGAGAGUGUCAGUGUAUUUGUUCGGUUGUAUUUGACGGCGUCUUAACAACAGCAAAACACUAUGGAUUUGUUAUGGGCGAUGUUCUGCUUUAGCUGUUUGACCGUUUCUUCUCCAGGACCUGGGGUUAAAGCAACCCAGUGCAAGGAUAACCAACACUGUUCAGACUGUGACAGCAUAUCAGGACACUGCAUCAUAGAGUGUGACCCUGGAUACUACGAUCAGAAAUGCUCGUCUGUGUGCAACGAGAACUGUAAAAAUAAUACGUGCGUCAUUUCAAUCAGUGGCAGUGGUAAUUGCACCAACGGAUGUGUCCCAGGAUAUCAAGGCACCAGCUGCAACAUACCAUGUGACAGUCCAGGAGGUAACUGUACAGCAUGUCCAGGUGGUUGUGAUGGAGGAUAUUGUCAGCUGGGCUCCUCCUGUGUGUCUGGAUGUGAGGACUCCUACUACGGGACUGGCUGUAAGAACUGUUCAAGUGGAUGUCCCCAUGACGAGGGAAGAUACUCCACAUAUUUAAACCUUGCAGUGGUGACGUUAUCACUGGUCUGUGUAUUCUGCGCGUGCACAACAGUUGUCGCGCAGGUCCUGAAAAUGUGGCAUACAAAACGAGAGGCUCAACAGGAGGAGGUUGAGCUUGAAUAUCAUCGUGUAGCAGACCGAUGGAGCUCUUCACCUGAUACAUUUCGACAAACGGAUGAAACAUACAGUGAAGUCCAUGACAACGACAUGGGUAGGGUAGUGGUGUUCCUCUAGCAACAACUGGCGUCUAUAACACGGGCACCGUAGUGGUCUUCCUCUAGCAACAACUGGCGUCUAUAACACGGGCACCGUAGUGGUGUUCCUCUAGCAACAACUGGCGUCUAUAGCACGGGCACCGUAGUGGUGUUCCUCUAGCAACAACUGGCGUCUAUAACACGGGCACCGUAGUGGUGUUCCUCUAGCAACAACUGGCGUCUAUAACACGGGCACCGUAGUGGUGUUCCUCUAGCAACAACUGGCGUCUAUAACACGGGCACCGUAGUGGUGUUCCUCUAGCAACAACUGGCGUUUAUAACACGGGCACCGUAGUGGUGUUCCUCUAGCAACAACUGGCGUCUAUAACACGGGCACCGUAGUGGUCUUCCUCUAGCAACAACUGGCGUCUAUAACACGGGCACCGUAGUGGUGUUCCUCUAGCAACAACUGGCGUCUAUAACACGGGCACCGUAGUGGUCUUCCUCUAGCAACAACUGGCGUCUAUAACACGGGCACCGUAGUGGUGUUCCUCUAGCAACAACUGGCGUCUAUAACACGGGCACCGUAGUGGUGUUCCUCUAGCAACAACUGGCGUCUAUAACACGGGCACCGUAGUGGUCUUCCUCUAGCAACAACUGGCGUCAAUAACACGGGCACCGUAGUGGUGUUCCUCUAGCAACAACUGGCGUCUAUAACACGGGCACCGUAGUGGUGUUCCUCUAGCAACAACUGGCGUCUAUAACAUUCCAUGUAAAUAAAAGCUACAAACCCUUUCCGUAUUCAUAAAAAAUCUCUGCAAAAUGCAGAGUCGCUUGUACGAUUCCGACUACAUCAUGAGAAUGUGUUUAUGAAUCGCUAUCAAAUAGUGAUGAUACCAUGUGUUCGCGAAACAGUGAGCGUAUCAAGUGUCACCCGUCACAAACACAUG